AUGUACUCUGUGAGUAGGAGGAUGUCGAUGCAAACAAACCUGUUCAUCAACGGCGAAUACGUGCCUUCCUCAAGCGGCGAGACAAUUACCAUCCACAGUCCGAGCGAUGACUCCCUAGUAAGCGACAAAGUACAAAUAGCUGGCGAAGCAGAAGUCGACAGUGCUGUCCGAGCAGCCAAAGCAGCCUUCCCAGCAUGGCGAGACACAGCAGCAGCCAAACGAGCAGCGAUCAUGUUGAAGUUUGCCGACCUUCUGGAGCAAAACGCCGAGCGUCUUGGUAAGCUAGAGUCGGCCGCCAUGGGACAACCAAUCUCUGUGGCGAAAGCUUUCGUGGCAGGCGCAGUGGGUAUCUGGCGAUACUAUGCUGGUUAUGCGGGCAAGGUUGCAGGGGAAUCUUUCAGUCCAGAAGCUGACGGUACGUACAAGAUUGUGCAGUACGAGCCCCUGGGCGUCUGUGCUGGGAUAUGCGCGUGGAAUGGUAGCCACGUUCUGGCAGCAUGGAAGAUGGGUCCUGCCAUGGCUACUGGCAACACGUUUAUCCUAAAGUCGUCCGAGAAGUCGCCGCUGUCUCUCGCAGCAUACGGCGAUCUCGUCAACGAGGCUGGUUUCCCACCAGGCGUUAUCAACAUCGUCAGCGGCGCGGGAUCAACAGGAUCGUUACUUGCCAACCAUAUGCAGAUCGCCAAGAUCGCUUUCACUGGAUCCGCCACAGCUGGACGAGCAGUCAUGGCAGCCUCCGCGAAGUCAAACCUGAAGCAUGUCUCGCUUGAGCUGGGUGGAAAGUCACCGGCCCUCAUCUUCGACGAUGCCGAUCUGGACAACGCUGUAGCAAACAACAGCGAUGCUUUCCUCCGUAACUCUGGUCAGAUCUGUUUCGCCGCUUCCCGCGUGCUCGUGCAAGAGGGCAUAGCUCCCAAGUUCAUCGAAGCCAUAAAAGUAGCCUUUGAGAAGGCAGGUGAGAAAAUGGGAGACCCGUCGCUCAAGGAAACUAUGUUCGGUCCUCUGGCAGACAAGAAGCAGUUCGAGCGAGUCAUGAGCUUCCUGGACGAGGGCCGUAAGGAAGGACUUGAGUAUCUCACCGGCGGUAGUCGGAAAGGAGACAAGGGCACUUUUGUGCAGCCGACCAUAAUCCUGAAGCCUGAUGUGAAGAGCAAAGUGUUCACCGACGAGAUCUUUGGUCCUGUGAUCGUGCUCCGCACCUUCAAGACCGAAGAGGAAGCCAUCGAGCUCGCUAAUGACACUACCUAUGGGCUAGGAUCUACCCUCUACACAGCCGACAUUGGCCGAGCUCUGCGAGUCGCAAGCAAGAUCGAAGCAGGCACAGUCGGCAUCAACUCUGCUUUCUCCACAUCUGUCCAGACGCCGUUCGGCGGCUUCAAGCAGAGUGGUAUUGGUCGUGAAAGUGGUAAGGAGGCGCUGAGCGAGUAUGUGCAGCCGAAGACGAUCCACAUCAACAUCAACCUGAAGCCAAAGGCAAACCUGUGA
This is a messenger RNA of Recurvomyces mirabilis, 1485 nucleotides long. RefSeq lists its product as uncharacterized. Gene Ontology annotation, molecular function: aldehyde dehydrogenase (NAD+) activity. Lineage: Eukaryota; Fungi; Ascomycota; Dothideomycetes; Mycosphaerellales; Teratosphaeriaceae. The transcript is spliced from 6 exons. The record is from RefSeq and is a predicted model, not a curated record. The coding region runs from base 1 to 1485 and encodes 494 amino acids.